AUGGCCGACAUCACCGACCAACACGACCAGACCUCGCCCACCGACCUCGACGAGUCGCAGGUCGGCAACGGCAACGCCGCCGAGAACAGGGGCGUCAAGCGUCAGCGUCCAAGCACCGCCGACGACGACGACGAUGACGACGACAAGGGCGGCCGCGAGCGUCGCAAGAUUGAAAUCAAGUUCAUCAACGACAAGUCGCGCCGUCACAUCACCUUCUCAAAGCGUAAGGCUGGAAUCAUGAAGAAGGCUUACGAGCUUUCCGUCCUUACUGGCACCCAGGUCUUGCUCCUCGUCGUUUCCGAGACCGGCCUUGUAUACACGUUUACGACACCCAAGCUGCAGCCGCUUGUGACUAAGGCUGAGGGCAAGAACUUGAUUCAGGCAUGCCUCAACGCGCCCGAGCCCUCUCAGGGUGGUGAGAAUGGUGUCGAUGACUCGAACCAGGUCGACUCCCCCGAGGAGCCUCCCCAACAACACCUCCCUCCCCAGGCCGGCCGCCAGGGCAUGCCACAAAACCCCCACAUGCCUCCCAACUACAUGCCCAACGUUGGUAUGGACCCCUCGCAGGCGCUCGCGUACCAAAACUACGUGCAGCAACAACGGGGCGGAGGCUACGCCAUGCCGCCGCAGUCUGGUCUUCCCCAGCAUACGUCGCAUCAGUCAUGA
Colletotrichum higginsianum IMI 349063 is the source of this 666-nucleotide messenger RNA. Its product is annotated as SRF-type transcription factor. Gene Ontology annotation, biological process: positive regulation of transcription by RNA polymerase II. The coding region runs from base 1 to 666 and encodes 221 amino acids. The transcript is spliced from 3 exons. The record is from RefSeq and is a predicted model, not a curated record. NCBI's taxonomy places the organism in Eukaryota, Fungi, Ascomycota, Sordariomycetes, Glomerellales, Glomerellaceae. Gene Ontology annotation, molecular function: RNA polymerase II cis-regulatory region sequence-specific DNA binding; protein dimerization activity; DNA-binding transcription factor activity, RNA polymerase II-specific.